AUGGCGUCGACCUACGAUGUCGGCACCAAAGCUUGGCAGCCCGACGCUGCUGAGGGCUGGGUCGCCUCCGAGCUCGUGAGCAAGACCGAGGACGGCUCAAAGGUCAAGCUCGAAUUUAAAUUGGAAAAUGGCGAGACGAAAACCAUCGAAGUUGCGGCCGAGGCACUGCAAACAGGCACGGACGCAGCCUUGCCUCCUUUGAUGAACCCGACAAUCCUUGAAGCCAGUGACGACCUGACAAAUCUUUCGCAUCUCAACGAACCUGCUGUGUUACAGGCUAUUCGGCUACGAUAUCUACAGAAGGAGAUUUACACCUACAGCGGCAUCGUUCUCAUUGCAACCAAUCCCUUCGCUCGUGUAGACUCGCUCUACGUUUCUGGUAUGGUGCAGGUCUAUGCCGGUCGCCACCGUGCAACUCAGGCGCCACAUCUCUUCGCCAUCGCCGAGGAGGCCUUCGCGGACAUGGUUCGUGACAACAAGAAUCAAACAGUCGUUGUAUCUGGAGAAUCCGGCGCCGGAAAGACUGUCAGUGCCAAGUACAUCAUGCGCUACUUUGCUACACGAGAGGCUCCAGAUAACCCUGGUGCCCGUUCAAAACGCGGCACAGAAGCCAUGAGUAAAACUGAGGAGCAAAUCCUGGCAACGAAUCCAAUUAUGGAAGCAUUCGGUAACGCCAAGACAACUCGAAACGACAAUUCCUCCCGAUUUGGAAAAUAUAUCGAGAUCAUGUUCGAUGAUAAGACGAAUAUUAUCGGCGCGAAGAUCCGAACAUAUCUUUUAGAACGUUCCCGCCUCGUCUUUCAGCCGUCAAAGGAGAGGAACUAUCACAUCUUCUAUCAGCUUGUUGCUGGUGCCUCGGAUCAAGAACGUCAAGAGCUGAAUAUUCUUAGCAUCGACAAAUUCAGCUAUUUGAACCAGGGGGGCUGCCCUACAAUUGACGGCGUUGACGAUAAGGCUGAAUUCGAGGCAACAAAAAAGAGUCUGCAGACCAUCGGCGUUCCACUAGAGCAACAAGCCGAUAUAUUUAGGCUUCUGGCUGGCUUACUUCACCUUGGAAAUGUCAAGAUCACGGCCUCCAGGAAUGACAGUGUACUCGCUGCGACAGAGUCGUCUCUAGAGCUGGCUUGCAAAAUCCUGGGCAUCAAUGCAACUGAGUUUGCCAAGUGGAUCGUGAAAAAGCAGCUGAUCACGCGAGGCGAGAAAAUCACUUCCAACUUGUCCCAAGCUCAGGCCGUCGUUGUCCGCGACUCCGUGGCCAAGUUUAUCUACUCCAGUUUAUUUGACUGGCUAGUCAACAUCAUUAACCACAGCUUGGCUACUCCUGAGGUGCUCGACCGUGUCAAAAACUUCAUCGGUGUCCUGGACAUUUACGGCUUCGAGCAUUUCGCAAAAAAUUCUUUCGAACAGUUCUGUAUCAACUAUGCCAACGAAAAGCUUCAGCAGGAGUUCAACCAACAUGUUUUCAAACUCGAGCAAGAAGAAUAUUUGAGGGAGCAGAUAGAUUGGACCUUCAUUGAUUUCUCCGACAAUCAGCCCUGCAUCGAUUUGAUCGAAGGCAAGAUGGGCGUACUCUCACUUCUUGAUGAAGAGUCUAGACUUCCAAUGGGUAGCGACGAGAGUUUUGUCAGCAAGUUGUAUCAGAACUUCAGUACCGACAAGCAACAUCAAUUCUUCAAGAAGCCCAGGUUCGGCAAGACCGCAUUCACGGUUUGCCAUUACGCUAUCGAUGUCACCUACGAAUCCGAAGGGUUUAUCGAAAAGAACCGUGAUACUGUCCCAGAUGAGCAUAUGGCCGUUCUCCGUUCUACCGGCAACGCCUUCCUGAGAGAAGUUCUAGAUGCUGCUUCUGCUGUCCGUGAGAAAGACGUUGCUUCGGCCUCCUCAAACGCCGUGAAGCCAGCUGGUGGGCGCAAAAUCGGAGUAGCUGUCAAUCGAAAACCAACCCUUGGCGGUAUCUUCCGAUCUUCGUUGAUCGAGCUCAUGAACACGAUCAACAACACAGAUGUUCAUUACAUCAGAUGCAUCAAGCCAAAUGAAGCCAAAGAAGCUUGGAAGUUUGAAGGUCCAAUGGUUCUCAGCCAGCUCCGCGCCUGUGGUGUGUUGGAGACCGUCCGAAUCAGUUGCGCGGGGUAUCCUACACGGUGGACUUUCGAGGAAUUUGCUCUGCGUUACUACAUGCUGGUUCGCUCCAGCCAAUGGACCGCUGAGAUCCGUCAGAUGGCCAAUGCCAUCUUGACGAAGGCCCUUGGUACUUCAACUGGCAAGGGGCUUGAUAAGUACCAGCUGGGCUUGACCAAGAUUUUCUUUCGUGCCGGUAUGCUGGCGUUCCUCGAGGGCCUUCGCACCAACCGUUUGAACGAAUGUGCCGUGAUGAUUCAGAAGAACCUAAAGGCAAAGUACUACCGACGCCGAUUUUUGGAAGCCCGCGACGCUGUUAUCCACACUCAAGCGGCUGCUAGGGCCUAUAUUGCAAGGCGGAAGGCCCGGGAACUCCGUACGAUCAGGGCGGCCACCACCAUCCAGCGAGUUUGGCGUGGGCAGAAGCAGCGAAAGUCGUUCCUGCGCAUUAGGAACGACGUGGUUCUGUUUGAGUCCGUGGCCAAGGGCUUUCUCCGUCGCAAAGCAAUUAUGGAAGCCCGCGUCGGUAAUGCUGCUCUCGUCAUUCAGAGAGCUUGGAGGUCUCGUCUGCAGAAACGAUCUUGGAGACAGUACCGUAAGAAAGUUGUCAUGGUUCAGAAUCUCUGGCGGGGCAGGUGUGCCCGCCGAGAGUACAAGAAAGUCAGGGAAGAGGCCCGAGACCUUAAGCAAAUUUCAUACAAGCUCGAAAACAAGGUAGUUGAACUCACCCAGUCGUUGGGUUCCAUGAAAGAGAAGAACAAGGGCCUUAUUUCGCAAGUUGAGAGCUAUGAGGCACAGAUCAAGUCGUGGAAGAAUCGCCACAACGCUCUCGAGGCUCGAACAAAGGAGUUGCAAACCGAGGCUAAUCAGGCUGGUAUUGCCGUGGCUCGCCUCGAGGCCAUGGAAGACGAGAUGAAGAAACUCCAGCAGGCCUUUGACGAGUCCACCGCCAACAUCAAACGGAUGCAGGAAGAGGAACGCGAACUUCGUGAGUCGCUCCGCAUAGCUAAUUCGGAGCUGGAGUCCGCCAAACAAGUAAGCACUGAGAGGGAUAAAGACAACUCUAGCCUGAAGCAAGAGCUAGAGUCUCUGCGAGACGCGUUGGAAGUCGCAAAGAGAAGUGUGCCUAUCAAUGGUGAACUGGCGAAUGGUACUGCUCCGGCCCAGUCUGUGGCAACUGGCCUCAUCAAUCUGGUUUCUUCCAAGAAACCGAAGCGUCGCAGUGCCGGCACAGAGCCCCGUGAUGUCGAUCGCUUCAGCGGAGCUUACAACCCUCGCCCGGUAUCAAUGGCCGUUACUAGCACUGCUCACAGGCAAAACCUAUCUGGAACGACAUUUAUUCCAGGUGUUGAUAAUAUCGAGAUGGAAUUGGAGACCCUUCUUGCAGACGAGGAUGGUUUGAACGAGGAAGUUACAAUGGGCCUGAUUCGCAACCUCAAGAUCCCAUCGCCAAACAGCAACCCACCGCCAUCCGACAAGGAAGUACUCUUCCCGUCCUAUUUAAUCAACUUAGUUACCUCCGAGAUGUGGAACAAUGGCUUUGUGAAGGAAUCCGAACGCUUCCUUGCCAACGUUAUGCAAUCUAUCCAGCAAGAAGUUAUGCAGCAUGACGGCGACGAUGCUAUCAGCCCUGGCGCGUUCUGGCUUUCAAAUGUCCACGAAAUGCUGUCCUUCGUUUUCUUGGCCGAGGACUGGUAUGAGACUCAGAAGACGGACAACUACGAAUACGAUCGCCUCCUGGAGAUUGUUAAGCACGACCUUGAAAGCCUCGAGUUCAAUAUUUAUCAUACUUGGAUGAAGGUCCUCAAGAAGAAGCUUCAUAAGAUGAUCAUUCCUGCGAUCAUUGAAUCGCAGUCUCUGCCCGGCUUCAUCACAAGCGAGAGUAAUCGUUUCCUGGGAAAACUGCUGCAAUCAAACUCUCAGCCCGCAUAUAGCAUGGAUAAUCUCCUGAGCCUGCUCAAUAGCGUCUUUCGCGCCAUGAAGGCCUACUAUCUGGAGGAUUCCAUCAUUACGCAGACCGUCACGGAACUUUUGCGUCUCGUCGGUGUCACCGCGUUCAAUGACUUGCUGAUGAGGCGAAACUUCCUGUCCUGGAAGCGUGGUUUGCAGAUCAACUACAAUAUCACUCGCAUCGAAGAGUGGUGCAAGAGCCAUGAUAUGCCGGAGGGCACUUUGCAGCUGGAGCAUUUAAUGCAAGCUACCAAGUUAUUGCAGUUGAAGAAGGCAACGUUGAAUGACAUUGAAAUCAUUCAAGAUAUUUGUUGGAUGCUAUCGCCAAAUCAGAUUCAGAAGUUGCUGAAUCAGUAUUUGGUUGCUGACUACGAGCAGCCCAUCAAUGGCGAGAUCAUGAAGGCCGUUGCUUCUCGCGUUACUGAGAAGAGUGAUGUCCUCCUCCUCCAGGCCGUCGACAUGGACGACAGCGGGCCAUACGAAAUUGCGGAACCCCGUGCCAUUACUGCCUUGGAAACUUAUACGCCUUCCUGGCUACAAACACCGCGCUUGAAGCGCCUUGCUGAGAUUGUGUCCGCACAAGCCAUUGCCCAGCAGGAGAAGCUGGAGUACGGUGAAGGUGACGAGUUCAAUCGCCCUGCGAGCAUAGCCGAGGUUGAUGAGCUGGAUACCGGGGCGGAGCAAUGA
This is a messenger RNA of Cordyceps militaris CM01, 4755 nucleotides long. Its product is annotated as class V myosin (Myo4), putative. NCBI's taxonomy places the organism in Eukaryota, Fungi, Ascomycota, Sordariomycetes, Hypocreales, Cordycipitaceae. Gene Ontology annotation, molecular function: ATP binding; microfilament motor activity; actin filament binding. Gene Ontology annotation, biological process: actin filament organization; vesicle transport along actin filament. The record is from RefSeq and is a predicted model, not a curated record. Bases 1 to 4755 code for a protein of 1584 amino acids. The transcript has 7 exons. Gene Ontology annotation, cellular component: vesicle; cytoplasm; myosin complex.